Agrilus planipennis (emerald ash borer) is the source of this 519-nucleotide messenger RNA. RefSeq lists its product as uncharacterized. The transcript has a single exon. The coding region runs from base 1 to 519 and encodes 172 amino acids. Lineage: Eukaryota; Metazoa; Arthropoda; Insecta; Coleoptera; Buprestidae. The record is from RefSeq and is a predicted model, not a curated record.
AUGUCUCGCCCGCAAAACGCCCAACCUACCUCCUCCGUCGACCGUCUAGUUGUGAAGCUGCCACCUUUCGUACCACCCGACCCCGAACUAUGGUUUUGUAUGGUGGAACGAAGCUUUGAGGCCUCGGGAGUCACAUCUGAAUCAACAAGAUUCGGCUAUGUAUUGGGCAAUUUGGAUCCGCGGUACGCAGCCGAAGUGCGUGACAUUAUCAUAAACCCACCGGCGACUGAACCAUAUGCUACCAUCAAGGAAGCACUCAUUCGUCGAUUGGGCACUUCGCAAGAAUUAAGGACCAAACAAUUACUGGGGCAGGAAGAAAUUGGUGACAGAAAACCAUCCAAAUUUCUGCGUCACCUUCAAAACCUGGCUGGAAAUUCUACUCCAGAGAAUCUACUACGCACAAUCUGGCCAGGUCGGCUUCCGCAAAAUCUACAGACGGUCAUAGCAACCAUGAAGGACAAGCAGUUGGAUGAAGUUGUCGAAAUCGCCGACAAUAUCAUGGAAGCGACCCAAACAUAG